This is a messenger RNA of Rattus norvegicus (Norway rat), 9910 nucleotides long. The record is from RefSeq and is a predicted model, not a curated record. NCBI's taxonomy places the organism in Eukaryota, Metazoa, Chordata, Mammalia, Rodentia, Muridae.
UGUCUCAUGCUUGUGAAUCAGAGAUGAAUUCUCAGCUAUGCUACAUGCUGUGAUGGUCAUGAAUUCUAACCUCCUAGAACUGAGAACCCCCAGAUUUAAGCUUCGUUUUGUAAGUUGUCUCAGUCACGGUGCUUUGCCACAGCAGUAGAAAGUAAUUAAGACAGCAUUGCAAGAACACCCCAACAUGUCUUGUUAUUUACAAGAAAACUAAAGGUUUUAGAACACACAUGUUAACAGGCAGAAUCCAGUCCAGAGAAAACAGAAACUCAAAGUUGGGAUGGAGAGAUGACCCAGAGGUUUCGAGUGCUUCGAAGUUUUGCAGCGCUCUGGAGUUCAGUUCCCAUUAUUCACAUGGAAGCCAUCAGUCCCCUGUAACUCCAGUUCAUGGUCACUUGAUAUCCUCGUCCAGCCUCAGCAGCUCCUGAAUAUGCGUGAUGAACAUAAACUCACGUAGGUGCACACACAUACACAAAACAAACUCGGUUUUUACAAGAACUGACCGAAGUAAUCAGAAGAUAUUGAGCCUGUCAAAGGAGCUGUGAGUCUGUGGUGACUUUCAAGUGAUAGAUAAUAAAAAAUUGCCAAGUGCUGAUUUGAGAUUGAUAAAUGCUGAAUAAAUCAGUUCUGUUCCAACAAAAAUAGAAAAUGGUCAUUUGCAUGAAAUUUUAUAAGAAAUAAAUAGUUGGAACAUAUAUCUUCACUGGCUGUAGAAAAUAUACACACUUGGCACUUUUAACUUCUAUAUCAUACUUACUGUAAAAUUCACUUGAGCUACUACAACAAAAAGAUUGCUAUAUUUAAAGAAGGAAUUCCUGACUACCCAUUGUUAAAGUCUAGGCUGAGUUUAUCAGCUUGUCAUCCGGUCUGCCCUGUUUGUGCACAUCCUGCCUGAAGGCAGAAGGACCCGGUGGAGCUGGCUUACUCUCUGUCAAGCAUCUAGUGCUUUAAGGUGCUCAUAAAGGAGUGAUUAUAACAUGCUUCUAUUGAGUUAGCCUCUUAGACUCAAUCCAACAGAAACUUGGUUGGGUUUUGUGAAUGAAUAUGAAGAAAAUAGUUAUACUGUAACGUGUGUGUGUCUGCCUGAGAGACACAGGUUCCAAUGGCACCUGCGAGAGUUUCAACAGGAUGCAUGGAAGUUACAUUACCCAACUCACUGAAGCCUUCUUUGUCAUACUCAGCCUUGAAGUCUUUUUCUGCAUUAGAAAUACAUUCAGCAGCCUGAAAGUGUAUCAAAGAAAGACUUGUGCUCAUGCGAAAACUAUUCUAGGGGCAUCUGACUUCAAAGCUUGGGUUUCUGUUACCAGGUGAAUAAAAUCAAACCGCUGCCCGCAAAACGGUCAGCUGAGCACAAAAGCAGAAGUAAUGAAAUAUCAAAACCAAAGAAGAAGUGGGGAAAGCUGGCGAGAACACGCGCAUGGAAGGAUGAAGACAUGCCAAAUUAGCUAAAAACAGAGGCAGUUUGGAGGAGAGUGCCUUCUGAGGGAGCAGCUCAGAUGGUAAUGAGUCUGCAAGACUUAAUGGGAAAAUCCUAGGAUGAUGGAUCCAGCAAUAUAUUUGGGAAGGGACGGGAGAAAUUAUGUCAAAAACUUAUCUCCAAGUUGGUUGAGAGGGGAUAUAAAUGUAGAAUCUGUGAAAGAUAUUUGUUGGCUAAUUUUAAAGACUUUAAUUUUAAACAUUAUAUGUCUCUGUGUAGGUAUGACCACUUCUAUGCAGGUAUCCAUGGAAACCAGAAGGAAGUAUUUGAACCUAUAGCUAACUCUGAAGACAGUUGUCAGCUGCUCAACAUGGGUACUGGGAACCAAACUUGGGUCAAAGCAAGUGCUCUUACCACUAAGCCAUCUUUCCAGCCCCAUAUGUUAGUAAAACAGGAUUUUCCUCUAAGUCAAACUGUUGUCAUCUUUAGGAGUUUGCCUGAACCAGCUUGCCAAAGAUCAGCACAGCUGGGAUUUGUUGACUGUUGGUCUUCCCUCUCGGAAGGAGGGGACCAUAAAGGACCUUCAUCUGAGUAUCCAGCCACCCUUCUCAACCAGCUGUAUGAAAUUCUUCCCUAAUUGCAUAGAGCCUAGACUUCUCUGGGAAGGGCUAAAAAGAUAUAAGUGGGAAAAGAUAAAAGGAGAAAACAUCUACACAGCCAUGGAGGGCUCAUCCAUCACAUAUUCCAGGUGCAGUCCUUCUAGUGUGGCUGCUUUAGAGUCAUCCACAGCCCAUCACCCAUUGUCCUGUAAAUAAGCUUGAUAAACUCAUUGGUUUCCCAGAGUGAAGUUUGGUGGAGUCCACCUUGGUUUGCCAUUGGGACUGUAGGAGGAAACAGAUGUCAUUUACAUCAUUUACAUCUCCCUAAGAGAAGGAAUUAUCUAUGUCUGCCCCCCCCUCUCUCUCUCUCUCUCUGUGUGUGUGUGUGUGUGUGUGUGAGAGAGAGAGAGAGAGAGAGAGAGAGAGAGAGAGAGAGAGAGAGAGCACAUGUGGAAGUCCUACUAUCAAGAGAGUCCUCAGAAUGGAACUCAAGUCAUUAGACUUGGUGUCAAGCACCUUUCCCCACUGAACCAUCUAACAGGAUCUCAGAUCGACUUUUAAAAUGUGAAACCUGACCACUGUAGGUGUAACUUUGCUAGAAACUUCGCUUGUUCAGUACACGUGAGGCCCUGGGUCCAAUCCUCAGUACUUUGUAAACUGGAUUGGGAUAUCGUGGUCUACACCUUCAAUCCCAGCACUCAGGAUUAGAAGGUAGGAGGAUCAGAAUUUCAAGUUCAUCUUCAGCUGCACAAGGAGUUCCAGGUCAGCCUGAGCCACACAAGAGACCUUGUCUAUAAAAAGAUAAAGAAAAGAGGAUGUGACUGUUAAAGAGACAAAGGCCAAUAAAAUGAGGCCAAGGAAUUUUCUUCAGGAGAACAAGAAAGAUACCCAGGGAGAUGAGAACAUCCCAGGGACUGGCUAGACUUCACCCAUCGCAGGUUCAAAUGUGGGAACCUUCUGUGAAGAGGAAGACAGCACUUUGCUUCCCCACAUCUGCCUAGGAAGAAGUUGCUUUACCAGGGUUUUCUUUGCCAUUCUCAACUGCCCAGACAUGGAGAAGCCAGUGUGGCUGUGACCUGGGGGUGAGAGCAGGCUGCUGCCACUGAAUGUGAUGACAGUUCUUGGGAUUAUGUAAAACCAGGGACAUAGAGGCUUUGUCAGAUUUCAAAAGGGAGAUCCAGAAAUGUGCUACAGGAUGUGGGUCCCUCCAGGCUGUCUCUGAGGGUGACGUAUGAAGCUGUGAGGGCAUAGCCUUAACUUCAACAUAGAGCCAGGGAAAUCGGAGAUGGAAGAUCUUAAGGAGAAAGCUGCGGGGGGGGGGGGGCAAGAAAAGCCAGGCCAACAGAAAGAUCCAGUGGGGUGCAAGUGGCAAGGUUACCCAAGCACCCUAGCGGUCACAUUACACCAUAUGGCUUCAGCGUUGGACAUAGAGCUGCAGAAGUGGGCUGAGAAUCACUGGAGAUAAGAAGACCUGUGGACUAAAACUGUGAGUCAGAGAUCUGAGUAACACUUCCACAAGCGAAUGGAAGUACGGAAGCAGAAAGAAAAGAAGCCAAGGUUGCAAGGCCAGAUGCGCAAUGGAAUGGGAGGCUGCCAAGAAGCACGGAGGUUCAUGAGUUAUUACAGGACUAUGAGCUAAAGUAUUGCUAUGUGGACAGGAAUAAACGAACAGCCUUUGUUACCUUGUUGAAUGGGGAGCAAGCACAGAGUGCAAUUCAGAGGUUCCAUCAGUUUUCUUUCCGAGGCAGAGAGCUGACAGUGCAGCUGCAGCCCACAGACGCUCUGUUGUGCAUCACCAACCUGCCCGUCUCGUUCACGUUAGAAGAGUUUGAAGAACUCGUCCGUGCCUAUGGCAAUAUCGAGAGGUGUUUUUUGGUCUACAGUGAAGUGACCGGCCACUCCAAAGGCUAUGGGUUUGUGGAGUACAUGAAGAAGGACUUUGCUGCCAAGGCCAGACUGGAGCUACUGGGCAGGCAGAUGGGAGCCUCGGCCCUCUUCGCACAGUGGAUGGAUGUUAAUCUCUUGGCCUCGGAGCUCAUCCAUUCUAAGUGCCUUUGUAUAGAUAAACUCCCCAGUGACUACAGCGAUUCAGAAGAGCUCUUGCAACUUUUUUCUAGUAUCCAUAAACCUGUGUUUUGCCAGCUUGCACAGGAUGAAGGAAGUCACGGUGGUGGCUUUGCAGUGGUUGAAUAUAGCACAGCGGAGCACGCUGAGGAGGUCCAGCAGGUGGCAGAUGGCAUCACCAUCAAGGGGAGCCAAGUUCAACUGUCCUUCUGUGCCCCAGGAGCACCAGGGCGAAGCACUCUCGCAGCCCUCAUAGCGGCUCAGCGCGCGAUGCACAGUAAUCAAAAGGGAUUACUGCCAGAACCCAAUCCGGUACAGAUUAUGAAAAGUUUAAACAAUCCUGCCAUGCUACAAGUUCUUCUGCAGCCCCAGCUCUGUGGACGGGCCGUGAAGCCAGUUCUCGGAGUCACACCCAGCCUAUCUCAUCUGCUGAGUCCGUCCCUCCCCUCCGCGCUCUUACACUUCAGUAAAGCACAGCAGAGCUCAGCUGUGGGUAACACAUCAUCCUUACUCCUUCAGAAUCUUUCUCCCUUACCUUUGAUACAGCAACCGUUGAUGAAGUUUGACAACGCCCACACUAAUAAUAAGCCUGGCUUGCUGGGAGAGCCUCCCGCCAUGGUGCUGCAGCCUGCUCUGGCAAUAGGGCCACCACUUCCACUGAAAACGGACCUGGGACAUCAUGGAGAAGCACACAAAACGUCUAAUCUGAUUGCAAGUCAGACGACACUGGCAGCUGGACUGGGCGUGUUGCCAUUCUUCCCACACCAGCUCACUGCUGGGCAAGCCGGGCCGGGGCGUGGGACCACUCAGGAGACGCAGUCAGCCCCGGUGAGCAGCAGCGAAGCUAGUUUCUCAGGGUCACAGCAUUAUCUGCAGACCUUCCCAGGCCUUCCUGGUGGAGGUCCACUGACGGGCAACCAGAAGACCCUGCAAGGCCAGCCGAAAGGCGCGGAGGCAGCCUCUAAGAAUCAGACUUCACUCUUGGGAGAACCACCAAAAGAAAUCCGGCUCAGUAAAAAUCCAUAUUUGAAUUUGGCAAGUGUGUUGCCCAGUGUUUGCCUAUCCACUGCAGGCAAAGGCACGCCACCAAAGACUGGAAUUGCGAGCAACAUUCUGGAUGUGAUCUCUCAGGGAAGUGAGUCCCAGCAUGCACUGGAGAAGUGCAUUGCCUAUUCUCCAUCUUUCGAGGAUUUUGCCCAGGUGUCCUCCUUGAGGAAUGAGAAGCGAGGCUCCUCCUAUCUCAUCUCUGCCCCAGAAGGAGGCCCGGUAGAACUCGCUGGCCAGCACCCUCAGGACACGGGAGUGAGCUACACAGAGACCUACUUGAAGAAGAAGCGUGUGUACUAAGCCUGGUGUCUCCUGCCCGCCGCUGCGGUCCCCUGCAGCGCCUGCUGCUCCUCGCUGCCUUAACUCCAUUCACACUAGCCAUAUCCUUGAUACGGGUGUCUGACUUCCCAGGAGGAACUGACUGCAGCAGGCAGAUCAGCCAAAUACCCAACUAGCAAUAAGAAACAUCACCGGCCGAGGGCAUUUCCCACUAGCGCUAGACGUGUCUUAAUCCAUGUGGUAAGGACUCCUCCGCCCACUGGAGAAUCUGCAUUCCAACAGUCCUUGUUUCGGGCCUGGGAACAAUUUUGACAUCAUAUAUAAAGUCUGAAGCAAUAAACGGGAAACCGUUUCGUUUCCUUAGCCUUAGAAUGAAUUUCUUGUAAGCCAAUGUGCAUUCACCUUCCUCUCCCCACUAAGAAUCGUCUCCUCUGCAGCCUUUCCUCAGACUGCAAGGGUGGCCAUACCACCCAAUGGCCACAGUAGACUCUCAUCUUGCAGACUCCAUUAGCUCCACAAAGCCACACCAUACCAACCCAGUGGCAGAGGGGCAGUGAUGUCACUUCAGAUCCUUCACUUCUGAGGCAGCAUCUACCAUAUAUACCUUUUGUGGAAAACAGAGUAUUUCAGGAAAAGUAACUUUUGUAUAUAAUACAAGAGUUAGUGGAGUACACACUAGGGCCACCUAGCUUUGUGCUGCCUGAAAUGUCCGGGGGUAGGGGACGACUUACAACAUGAAACUGCAAUUUCAGUGUCCCCAAGAUGUCAUUUGGAACCCAUUGAGGCUUGCUCAUUUAUACAUUAUGUAGUUACUUUUGUAUCACAAUCGGAACUAAGUAGCCCCAGGAGAAAACCACAGAGCCUGCAAAGGCAGGGACAUUUACUCUUUUCCUUCAUGUGUAAGAUUUGCUAGCCUGUCUCCCAAUUCCUUUUAUCUUACGCAAGACAUGAGCAUGGAGAGGAGCCAAGGUUUUUCUGCCGUGUCACGGCAUACAGCAAUGAAGGUCUUGUCAGCAGACAAGGCCGAGCCCCGGCAGAGCAGUGCACACAGCCGUUCCUGAGGGAGGCUGUGGACAGCGUGGGGCAGUUCUGAGCUAACAGGCUCUACCUCACUCUGGUUUAUUACUCAUUCUUUGGUAGUUGUUAAGCUGAAAGGUAAUGGCCAUUUAAUCCAAUUCACUUCUGAAAGAACGUUUGUCUUUAUUAAUGUGACUUUUGGUGAAGAUCUUGGUAUUAAUACCAAGUGAGAAACCUUUUUCCAUCUAGAAAUUUCUAUUUGUUCACUGUUAAGAGACUAUACCUGAUAAAGUGUGGGAUCUCAAUGAUCCUAGUUUAUAGGAUCGGAUCAUUAAAAUACCUUAUUUGGAGGACUUAUCAUUUUUGACUGAUAUAGCUCUCCAGCAUUAAUUAUAAAGACUAAAACUGGUACAUAUGUUAUAAUGCUUUAUAAAGAAUUUUACCUGGUCUAAUUUAUUGCAUAUAUCAGCUUUCAUUGAAAAAUUACAGCCAAAAAAAUGUAACUAGGACAGUCCUAGGCAAGGGCCCCAGCAGACAGCUAAUGGCGUCUCCUCCUCCGGUACCUCCUUCCCCGCCUCUCGCUGCAGCCUGAGGAAGCAGUGCAGAGAACUUAAGAGACACUUUGCAUUACGUGUGGGUCCUCCACCGUGCCAGCCCACGCCCACUAUUAUUAGGCAGAAGUGGAAGUCAAGUGGUGUUAGUACGAGGUCACUACAACCAACCCCCACAAGUCUAUGCUGUUAUUUUUCUGUGUCAGCUAAUGGUUUCAAAUGCUUCUCAAGAUGCAAGCUUAAUAUUAAAAGGCAUAUGCAUGUGAAGUCUUUAGUACGUUUAUUGUAUAAAGAAUAAACAAAGUGCAUAUAGAGCGGGCCACAGGUUUGAAGUAAACAGGGACUACGGUAAUGUACAGCAACUAAACAAAUUUAAACCGCAAGAGCACUGUUGGUACUAACUUGAUCCUGAAUUCUUUAGGGGGUGGGGCUCAAAAGGUGAAAAAAAUAUCAAACAAGUAUUAAACAGCAUUAUUAAUAAGUUUGCCAGACUCCUGGUCAUGAAUAACUUUGUGGUUCGCAUUGAAUCCUGAACUGAACAUUGUUGACUACCUAGCUACCUCCAAGUAAACUGAGAACUACCUAGCAAACUCUGAACUUCAGUCCGGUGGGCCGAGCUGGGUCUUCCUUUUUGUAGUUUUGCAGUAUAGGGUGGUGAUAUCUCCUGUUUGCAAAACUGUUGGCAGCUUGCCCCCAGGGGAUCGUUAGGAAGGAGUAAGCACUAAUAUUCUCAACGGCAGAAGUGACAGCAUCCAGAGGAAUCUGUCUGCUGGAAGGCAGGCUGUGCAUGAGAACACAGUCGCGGUCUGGUUCUCGUGAAGUAGCAUGCAGAGUGUAUGUGCCAGGCUCCUCCUGCCGCACAGGUCUGUCCCACAGUGGGAACCAGUGCUUAGCCAAGAGAACAGCAGCUGUGCCACUGCACGCACAGCUUAAAACUGCGGUCCUACUAGGGAGCAGGGAUAGACUUUCUUUACUAGAAACAAUAGUAUACUAAGUGGCAUCUGCUUGUACUAUCACUGUAUAGACAUUGAGAUUUCAGGGCAAGAGAGAGUUUCAGCCAAGUCCACACUUUUUCUCUAAGAUCACAUCCCAGCAGCACGGUGCCAGACGUCCUUUGCUACACAACUGAUAGUUCCAACUGUUCCAAAACGAGUGGCUUCGGCACAUUCUAGUAUUUUGGUGGUCGUUAUUCAUCACUAAAUUUAAGAUGUUACAACUUUAAAGAGAAAGUUUCACACACUGAGUGACCAUGUGACAUAUACAUGUAUAUAUGUAACUCGAGUAUUUGUUGAUCAACUUUAGAGGCAAAAUACAAACUUUUUCACUUAAAAAACGUUUUUAAAUGGCUUGGGAGAGAAGGACUUGAUAAAUGGGAAUUUAAAUGUUCAUGCUUCUUAUUUUAAAAGUGCUUCAAAUCCUUCAAUAAGGUUCUGAAAGGUUGUCCGAUUAGAUGGUUGGAAUUCCCAGCAUUUUCUCAUAAGCUGAUAAACCUAUGAAAAAUAAAAGAACAGUAUGAAUAAUGUCAGAUUUGUGAGAUUCUAAAACAUGAGAGGCCGCAAAGCUGGCUGUGUGGAUGAAGUACUUGCCCCACAAGAGUAACUGAAGUUCAGAGCCAUGACACACAUUUCAAACAUACGUGUGCAGCAGCUGCAAGGCAAACUGGCCAGACUAGCAGAGUCAGGAGGGCUAACUUCAAGAACAAAACCAGACCAACCAAGGAGACACUACAUCAACCUCUGGCAUCCAGAAGCAUCCACACCUUCAAAACCACGGAAUUAUCAACAAUAAGUUGGAAACUGUCUUUCCUUAAUAGGAAUAACUUAAAAUACAGAAAUAAUAGUUCAUAAAUGGUAUUAACAUUUGUUUAACUCACAGGUUAAUCAAGCUCACUACCCCCUUCACCAUCACGGCAGCUCACUCUGACCAGACAAUUCUGAACAUCUAAAGAGCCCAGUGCUGAAAGGCUUGAUCCAGCUUAGAAUCUAGAACACUGAAAAUGCUAGUGAGUGGGAUAAAUUUAUCUGAGCAAUGGCAUGAGCCCUUCUGGGAAGGCAACCAGGCAUGGUAUGGAGGCCUCAGCUCCCUGAGAGGAGCCUUGCUUGAGCAUCAGUAUCAGCCCCAACAAGGGGGAUGGAUGUCUUCUCAGUGUGGAUGCUGUAAACGGAGCCUAGGUCCUCUGAAAGCAUUUCACAUACUCUUCACCAGGGGCCAACUCUAGCCAGUGCAGGGUCUUCUGUCCUCUUUCUUCCCUCCCCUCCCCUGCGGGCUAAGUCAGGCUAUAAAAACAUUAGAAAGGAAGUUUCCUUCCCAGGAAGGGGACACAGCUACCUCAUCGGGACAGUUGGGUGGACAGGACAGGCGCUUUCCUUCUUUCAGAGUAUUCACAAGCCGUGUUACUGUCAUCUGGCCAUGAGUUGGGCCUAUCAUUUUCAGGAACAACUAUGUAAAAUAAAACCAAAAACAAAGGUGAGGUGAAGCUUCCACGUGUAAGUAGAACUUAAAGCAACAAAGCCUUUUUCUUUCAUAACUGCAAGUGAAAAUCUAAAACCCUUAUUUGCACUCUCGAGGACUGAUCCAUAAAAUCAACAUCUGAGGGGACCAACCACAGCUUUCAGUCAUAUGGAAACAAAGCCCCUACCCAAUGGUCAAAGCUCAUCAUCCUCUCUUGAGAUGACCCUCACCAUAAAAACCUGGGUCAUCUUAUUGAAUUCUUCACUUGUGAAGGCAAACUUUGCCAGACCGUGCCAAGUAGCACGCUGUAACCCUCUCCACAUGGCACACUGACCAGACUCCAUUUAAGAGGUAGCAGUUAACACUUACGGCCAUGGGACUAAAAUCUGAGUCACAGUACGUGAGCAACUCGUGCAGUGUCACUCCAAAAGACCAGACAUCAGAGGCGAUAUAAAAUUUACACUGGAUUAAACACUCCGGAGCGUACC